CGAUGCAGUCGAGUAUACUACGUUCACGUGGUUCUCGACUGAAGUUGGUCUGACGUUCAUGCGCCCAACGACGACAUGUCGGUUAUCACUACUGAUGUGUGUCGACAUAAAUAAUGAUAUUUAACCUGUAAUCCAACGCAAACCAUUAGAAUCACUGGAAUAUUCACCAAUUGCUAGGCCCGUAUCGGCAAUACCACUGCCGACACCAAGACCAUUGUGAAGCAAGUAUUUGCCAAUUUGUUGGACUGAUCCCGUUCUGUACUAGUAACACGUGGCAUAAGCUAUGACUGACGGUAUGAACGUUCUCGCACAGAGAAUAUUUUUCUUCCUGUUGACAACCGCAGUUGUGAUGAUGUAUUACUAUCAAGCAAGAUAUAUGACUAAUGCACAGACAUGCCAAGACAUGUCGUGUUUUAAAAUGAAGAGACACUUACCGCCGUGCACAAGAUGUCCAACAGGCUUGAGGAAUUGUGAGAGUCUAGCAGACUUGAGGAACUAUUUUUCGCAGUAUAUAGAUCUGAAAAAAACAAUCGCAAUAUAUAAAGACCAAAACAAGCUCGACAGGCGUUGUUGUCCCCAAAAAUUAAACUUUGGGACUGAAUCUGAAACGUAUAUGGAAAUGGUAAAGGAUUUUUAUACCAUCGAACAACAAAAAAGCUGUGCUAUUGUGGGGAAUGGCGGUAUUUUGACACACAGUGGAUGUGGUUCUGAAAUAGACCAACACGAUUUUGUGAUGCGAUUGAACCUGGCUCCCGUGAGUGGUUACGAGAAAGACGUCGGCGGAAAAACUAAUUUUACUGCAGUCAAUAACGUUAUUAUUCAUCGUUUCUAUGAAAAUAUACAGAAAAGAAACCAGAAAAUGCACAGAUACGUUAAUCAGUUAAAAGACUUGAAGGAUUCGAUUCUGUGGUUUGGAUACAACAAGUCUGCAAAAGUACCUGCAAUGGGAAAUGCUAAUAACAAGAUGCAGACUAUUCUUAGAACGACGAAAAUGAACCCAAGUAAGAUGAAGUAUCAAUUGGCAUAUUCUAUUGUUCCAGUAUGGCCAACUAUUAUAAGCCGUGCAUGGAACACUUCGCAAGGUACUAGUGAAGGGUAUAUCGUAUUCACUUUAGCAACAUUAUUCUGCGAUAAGAUCGAUCUGUACGGCUUCUGGCCAUUUCAUAUAGGGCCACAGGGUAACCCGGUGAGCCACCACUACUACGAUCAACGAAGUCGAUACACAAAAAAGAAGCAAACUAUGCCAAAUGAAAACAAAGUAUUACUUGAACUAAACCGAAGAGAGAUUAUACGAUGGGUAACCUCUCCGUGUGUUACAUCGAAACACAACCAGUCAUUGAACAGUUAAUCGUGUUGGUUAUAAUUUUGUGAAUAAAGCUUUUUUGUUGUGACUGU
This is a messenger RNA of Saccoglossus kowalevskii, 1395 nucleotides long. RefSeq names its product CMP-N-acetylneuraminate-poly-alpha-2,8-sialyltransferase-like. Lineage: Eukaryota; Metazoa; Hemichordata; Enteropneusta; Harrimaniidae. Gene Ontology annotation, molecular function: alpha-N-acetylneuraminate alpha-2,8-sialyltransferase activity. The record is from RefSeq and is a predicted model, not a curated record. Gene Ontology annotation, biological process: oligosaccharide metabolic process; N-glycan processing.